Molecule: messenger RNA, 2676 nt
Organism: Magallana angulata
Lineage: Eukaryota; Metazoa; Mollusca; Bivalvia; Ostreida; Ostreidae
Exons: 2
Coding region: 213-1856 (547 amino acids)
Biological process (GO): proton transmembrane transport
Cellular component (GO): membrane
Molecular function (GO): proton channel activity
Source: RefSeq, a predicted model, not a curated record
UAAUACGGAACAAUUCUUUUAACACUCUAAUUUAAAGGUCGCUAAACAUUGUUCAUGAGUUUAGCACAGCACACGCUUUCAAUGAUAAUAAAAAUGGCGGUUCACGAUCAAAUCAUUGUACACACAAUCGAAUGAGCAAUAUUUGUUUCGUCGACUUAACCUGAGGGGAUUGAUUACAAGUAUUAACAGUGGGCGGAGGCUUCACAAACAAAAUGGACGUCGUUAAACGAUUUGGUAAGGCUGUAUACAGGUCAACGAUCAAAAUACCCCUGACCGCCGGAUAUCCGAUAAGGAACGGAAGUCCAGACGAGGCUAAUGGAAGUUUGGCAUCUGUCGUCACUAUCGUUUUUGUCACUGCUAUGACAUUUGCUACCAUUGGCAUAUUUGGCUCCAAACAAAAUCAUGAGCCGUUAGCCAAUAAACAUAUUUGGAUUAUGAUGGUUUCGAUGGUAUUUGCAGCUCUUGCUUCAGUGGUAUUUAUAUCUGUUUUGGCGUACAAAAAUAGAACCACUUGGUUCAAACCGUCGGAGUUGAAACGAAUAGCAAUUUACACAAACAUUAAAGUAGCAUUCCUAUGGCUCUUUGGAUUUGCUUGCAUUUUGUACGAAUCUUUCAACGCUUCCAUGGAUUUGAGCUGUUGGGCGAACACAGAGACAGAUGAUAUAAAACGCCAGACAAUGUCGGAACUUUUCAGCCAUUUUCUGCAAAUACUGUGCGUUUGCUUUCAGUUAAGUUUCAUUACGUACUUUCGUUACUACAAGUUUGAACCUUCUUUGUGCAUCAACUAUGGUAUUUUAAUUAUUCUUCUUGCAAAUCUAAGUCAGUGGUUUGAAUCUCUAGUUAAAGAAAUUAACACAAAUCCUCCAGAAAACAUAACUAUCUCAAUGGGAAACAGCUGUUUCGUCACAUCAGCCCUCUACAAUCUCACUGAACAACUGGAGCCUUACGUAGGUCCAGCCCGAGUCGAAUUUUUCCUUUUGUCCACUGGGUUUAUUAUAAGCAUGUGGCCUUCAAUACAAGAGGACGAGGUCACUGAAACGGUACGAAUUGAUUUGGGAGAGACUUACGACGAACACAGUGUGCUAUUACCAAACUCUUCAUCUAGAUCUGCGCCUGCGCGCACGUACAAUACAACAAAUACAGCAGAAUCGCAUCCACAUAUCUCGGGUUAUCAGAUCCACCCCGUGUCCCAUUUCUGCUCCAUCAUAGUCGGCAUGGUGCUGAACGUGACCCUAGUUAUUGGAAACAUUGUCUUCGUGUUUAUGUCUAGUCAUCAGGCAGGUGGCACUGGUUUACGUGAUACGUGGUUUUUAGUCUCGCUUGCAUUUAAAUUGUGUAUGGUGAUAAUGAUAUACAUGAUUUACUAUUACAUUACAUGGUCUGACCUACCGUUUAAUAUUCAAUCGAAAAAACUUUCAUCAGGUCAAUAUCUUCUGGUGUUUGCAACAUCGGGAACGGUUGCUUUGUGUACCAUUGGAAUCAUUGUUGGAAUUCAAGUUACUCCUGAAAUGUAUGGUUACAUUUUUAUCACCGAGAACUGCGUUGACAUAAUUGGGACGUAUCUUCAAUCAGUUUUAAUCAUCCAUGCCGAAAAAUUGGUCGUUAAUGUCAGUGGAGGAACAUUUUUCGCUGUUGAAAGACUAUGCCUGCUUCUCUCAGUAUGCAAUUGGUCACUUUGGUUCAACCAGAGCUUUAUAGACGUCCAUUAUGUCGCUAAAUUCGGGUCUCAUCAUAACGAGAUCAUCGAAGAAGGGACUUUACUGAACAUUGUGAAAAUACUGUCACCUGUUUUGAUUUUUUAUCGUUUUCAUGUUUUCCUAGAAUGGUACAACUUGCACCGAAAAUUCAGUGAAUAAUUCUUUGAUUGCAUAAUCAUUGCAUUGAUUUUAAUAUUAAUUGUUUGUAAAGGUGACUUGGUGGUCAACAAUUUAUUCAUCAGAAUUGACUUAAACUUUGUAAUAUGAUAAAAUUAUAUAUUUGGCCAAUAUUAACUAUAACAAUAAAAAUUUAAAUAUUUAAUCUAGCUUUUAAAAGAUUUGAGCAAUUUCCUUCUCUCUUUAUACAGAGAUCUUCACCUAAAGGAGGUAAACACAGUCUAACAAUGGUCACGACCAUCAAAUUUUAACCCUCUUUAAAUUUAAUUUCUAUUGCAGGUAAGGUGAAGUUUGUUGUAACAGUUCUAUAUCCUUACUAGAGAAUUGAAAUGUUGUAUAGGAUCAAAUUUUCAGGGUUUCUAGAUCACUGCUUAUCCUUGAGGUUACAUCUAUUACCUCAAAAGAACAUUUGGACCUUCUUCGAAAUAACUCUGCAGUGUUGUGUGCGGGUUUAUAUUUCGGAUUACUUGUUAUUCUAUUGUAAAUGAUAUGUAUAAUACGUGUACAUGCACCUUUUAUUGAUUUCAUUAACACAAAUUUUAUUUGCCGGCUUCUAUGUAUUUUUUUUCUCUAGCUGAUAUCAUUUGAAUUGGUCAACUGCUAACAGAGAUAAUUAAGACUUUGAUUUUGAACGAUUGUUGUCGAACAAGACCAGGAAAUCAGUUUGGUGUGAAGGAAAAAUAAAUAUAUAUACGUAAUGGCAUAUUCAGAUUUUCUGGAAAUACAAAAAUAGCAAUACCCAUGUGAUCAUGUAUUGAUAAUUCUUGUUUGUUUGUUUGGGUUUUUUUUUCAUUUGGUAGAC